Molecule: messenger RNA, 996 nt
Organism: Prunus dulcis (almond)
Lineage: Eukaryota; Viridiplantae; Streptophyta; Magnoliopsida; Rosales; Rosaceae
Product: aquaporin SIP1-1-like
Exons: 2
Coding region: 30-812 (260 amino acids)
Biological process (GO): transmembrane transport
Cellular component (GO): membrane
Molecular function (GO): water channel activity
Source: RefSeq, a predicted model, not a curated record
GUCUGUUUGUUUCUAGGAUUUUAGCUUACAUGUUGUUCUCCAGCAUUGUUAGGAGAGGUGAGGCAGGGAAAGCAAAAGAAGAAGAUAAGAUGGGGGUGAUCAAGGCAGCUCUAGGAGAUGCAGUUCUGACUUCCCUGUGGGUUUUCAGCGCACCAAGUAUGGGGGUUUUCACAGUCAUCAUCGCCUCGUUUCUCGGCAUUCAAGCUAGGUCUUUGCUAGGCCUCUUCAUCACCACCAUAGUUGCCACAAUUCUGGUCCUAGCUUUCAGCUUGAUAGGCAAGGUUUUGGGUGGUGCCAGCUUCAACCCCUCUACCACUGCAAGUUUCUACGCUGCAGGCCUCACCCCCGGCACAUCUCUCGUCUCCAUGGCCGUCCGGUUCCCGGCUCAGGCAGCCGGUGGAGUAGGAGGUGCCAAGGCAAUUCUGCAGGUGAUGCCAAAGCAGUACAAGCAUAUGCUUAAAGGGCCUUUUUUGAAAGUGGAUUUGUACACCGGUGUCAUAGCUGAGGGGCUGUUGACUUUUGUUCUCUGCUUUUCUCUGCUUGUGAUUAUUCUCAGAGGUCCUAGAAAUCCAAUACUGCAGAUAUGGCUGCUUUCAAUUGCUACUGUGGGAUUGGUUGUUGCAGGUGGUGGGUACACAGGGCCUUCCAUGAACCCAGCAAAUGCUUUUGCCUGGGCUUAUGUGAAUAAUUGGCACAACACUUGGGAGCUGUUCUUGGUUUAUUGGAUUGGCCCCUUCAUAGGAGCAACUUUGGCUGCCUCGGUUUUCAAGACUUUGCUUCCCCCACCAAUAGCAAAGGAAAAGAAAGCCUAAUUAAGAUUCAAUAGCAGAUAGAUAGCUUUGGUGUUUAUGCAUCUCUUCUCUUCUUUGUGUAUGAAUAAUUCUCAUUGGUGAAGUUUAAGACUCAGCUUCAAUAUUGCUAAUUAAGCACUGCAGAAAUCUUAAACCAUUUGCCUUUUGUUUGGAAGCAAAGAAAAUAAAAUGAACUUUCUAGGAA